GAGAAAAAUCUUACAUCACUCCGUGGCCAGGCCAGGACGAAAGAGGGAAGUCUCAUUCGCACGUUGCGCUAUUGCAUCGCCCAUGUGUAGUGGGUUGAUAGUUGAUACUAUUCCGGGAUAUCCUAGAGAGUAGAGUAGGUGCUGACAAUGUUGCUGCACUAGUAGUAGCUGUGCGCCGGUGGAUAUCGCCUCGAAUGAAGGAUUUGAGACAUACGCAGCGAUACAAUUCAAGUGCCUGUCCAUUGGAGAAUCAUAUCAAGCACAGGGGACUGCACAGGGGACUGCACAGGUGACUGCACAGGUGACUGCACAGGUGACUGCACAGGUGACUGCAUAGGUGCACAGGUGACUGCACAGGUGACUCCAUAGGUCACUGACGUGGUGCAUGUGUUGUGCUAUGGUCAACACAGCGCGUCAGGGUAGAAUGCCCUGCACAAGGAGCGAGCGGAAAAUGUGGAAGCAUGACCUGACUAUUCUACUAGUUCUCCUCCUGGUGUUCGUCAGCCAAUGCCAUGGCGUGGAUUAUUACUGGAAAUCAGCAACGACAGGAAACUGGGAGGAUGCCAGUAACUGGAACCCAUCAGGCGUGCCCGAUGCAAGUGACUCUGCGCUGAUAACUCCAUCUGGUACCUACACUGUUACACUGAACUCUGACAGGACGGUGCGAUCAUUGGAUGUCGGUGCUGGUACGGCUCAAGUAUCACUUCUUGUCGAACAAGGCACGGUACUCAACGUCACCGAGCAACUAAAUGUGGUGUCACCUGACCUGAGAGUCUAUGGACAGAUCAACGUGAAGACAUUCCUCUGGAGUGGCAAAGACAUUGCUGGAAUACUCUCCUAUUCUGGAAAGGUAAUUGUGAGUGACUACAUGCGCAUUGCAGCAGGAUCGUAUAGCUCAAAGUACUUGAAAUACAUAACCGUCACGAUCCUGAAAAACCUGACGUUCGAUCCAGCCUCCAUGGACAGCACAAGCGCAUACUUCUACUGUCAACAGUGCACUGUUGUUAAUGAGCGGAACUCAACUCUCCGAACCGGGAGUGCAAGGUGGAGCAUUCUGGGCACCAGGGCAACUGCUGAUCCAGUGGAUGGCUAUCGCCAAGGCCUCAUCAACUAUGGUACAUUUGUUGUGGAGAUGACGGCAUCUACAUCGGUGUAUAACUACUGGGAUGUAAGGAAUCACGGACGUCUAGUUCUACUGACUGCGUACUGGAACACUCGCAACAACUUCUAUCUGGACUACGUCAGGUGGGUAAAUCUUGGCUCCAUUGAGUCCUACUGGACCAGCAUCAGAGUAAGAUAUACAAGUGUGAUCAAUGGAAAUGGAACAAUAGCAAUGUACAGUCAGCCAUUCAGGUCGACAGCACCACUCAGUAAUCGCAAAGCUUUACAGUGGAGAAGCUAUAUCAGUGAAGUACUGGGCAACACAUCAUACCAUGCUUUCGGACAGCUUGUCUAUUUGCCUGGUACUGAGCCAAUCCUAGGAAUGGAUUAUUGCAGUAACCAGUUGUCAAUCGAAGCAAGUAAGUUAACAGUGUAUGGCGGGAUCUACACGAACAUCCAAUCAAGCCGGAACAGCUGGUGGAAAUUCGACUCUGUGGAGAUGACUGCGAGCACUCGAUUGUAUCAAUCGUCUUCAAGCAGCAACAACACCAUUGUGCUUGGUGAUCACACACAGUCUACGCUGGGAAUCUUCUAUGGUAGGUAUCAGCUGCGAGUUUGUGCCGGAGAUGAAGCAAAUGUUACAUUCCUGCGAUCGGUGCUCUUGACGGAUACAAGUGAGAUAAAGAUAGGCGCCAACAGCCAGCUAGUGUUUCGUGAGUCAGCACAGAUACAUACAUCAGCAUCAGUUGUGUGUGGUUCUAACAGUACAAUAACGUUCAACCGAGACCUGGAUCUCAGCGGUGCAUUGAAUGUAACCCAAUCCACUGUGACUGUACUUGGUCAGUUGCAAUGGACACAGGGCUCAAUCAAUGGCAAUGGUAGCAGCCUGGUGCUGUCCACUCACAGCCAGCUAUCCGGUGACAGGCAGAAAAUCCUAAAGGGCACCAAGAUCAUUCUUCAACAGCAACCAAUAUCUCCGACUGGCACCUACCUUGCAGAGUACUUUCAAUAUCGAGUCCAGACACCUACUACACCACAACUUUCAAACAUCUACUAUUUCCCAACUGAGAGCAGCAGCAGCUCUUCCAAGUUGCCAGUGAGCUACGACAAUGCAUCCAGUAUCCCUACUCUUACUCAGAUUGAAGACAACAUCCAACAUCUGCCUCAAUACUACGGUUCAUCUCCGCUGCGCUUUCUGUCAUCAUCCUCUGGCAGUCCAUCCUGGGACAGUGCAUCGGCGCUGAGCUUCACAUACAACUAUGCUGCCAGAUAUUGGUUUUAUCUACAGAUUGACGCCCCUGGAAGCUACUACUUUUAUUUCGCUCAGGGAUACAGUGUCAAGCUAAGAAUGUAUGUGGAUGGAACUCAAAUUUACUCGCAAGGAUUCUAUUCAUCGUUCCCACCAACUGAGCGCAAAAGUAGCGCUGUAAAUCUCAUAUCAGGCCAACACAUCGUGCAUAUUGAUUACAUUGUGCAAAGUACUUACUGGUCAGAUAGAGGGAUGAUGUUCACUCUCUCCUACGAAGGACCAACCACCAGCAAGCAGCCAAUACCCCCAAGCAAGAUGUCAGCAUACAGAACUUCCAUGACCGGAGCAAGAGUCUAUGCAAACGCAGUGUCAUCGUACAAACCAAAUAACAGUGUCACAUUAGACAUGUCAGGUAAUGGACUUUUACUUGCAACUGAUGGUUCAUCGCUUGCCCUGAACACCAAUGGAGUGUUGCGUCUUCUCUCCGAUAUCAUCAUCUUGUCCUAUGGUGCAACUGGAAGCAUAUUUCAACUGACUAACGGUGGUGAAAUCAUAAAGGACGGAACACCUGGUGUUGCUGCUCUGUAUGUCGACUACCAGCAACUUGCUGGUGGAAAACUGACUACAACCAAUGGCCAGGUUGAGUUCCGAGAUUUGAAUCGUGACGGAGGCCUGGCAACAUGGAACAAUCCUGCCGGGGGGAAAUGGACUGAUGGCAAUAACUGGAUUCCGGCCAGAGCUCCGAGAAAGACCGACGUGGUGUUUAUUACUUUGUCUGGAUCGUACAGUGUCACUAUACCUGGUAGUGAAAACGUCACCGUUCUCAGUCUGGUACUGGGAGCCCAGGGCAGCAAUCCUUCACUACAAGUCUCUUUCUUCUCCAACCUAAAUAUCCUGGAUAAAUUUGAUGUGCAAACACAGGACUUGACCAUCAGUGGCAAUAUUUUAACAAAGAACAUGGCAUGGUCUGGCCAGAAGAUUACGGGCGAUGGCUUUUCACCAAGCCUGAGAAUCACCUACAGCUUUUCACUAAUCUGGUCAUCGUACACUACCAAACAUCUGACUAAUAUUAUCGUCGAGAACCAAGGCAAUGCCACUGUUGAUGGUACGUCAUCUUCACCUAUCCUUUACUGCACUAACUGCCGUCUAGUGAACGCACAGGGUGCUACGCUUGUCACGCCACGAAUGUCCCUGUCAAAGACUAGUGGCGCAUGUUCAUCCCCCGGAAGUCAACUAUGUUCAUCACCAGGUCUCAUCAACUACGGUACAGUUAUUGUGCAGGUCCAGUCGAGCUCGACUACAUGGACCAUUGACGUCUACAACACUGGCAACAUCAAGGCAAUAGGGAAAUACCCAACCUCGACUUCCAGUUGGCAGCUGAGUAGUAACACGUUCAACGGACAGGGUGGAACACUUGACAUCUACAUGGUCCAACUAACUCUCUCCUACACUGCACGUGAUUCUCAUCUGGGAAGUGUACGUUCAUACUCCUGGCCUGUCAGGGCUACAUCUCUCUCGUCAGCAAGGGGAGCAAGGACGUAUGAUAUGUGGGAGGAGUAUCUUGCAGAUCUCUUCACAGGAAGCCUUGGUAAUGAUGUCAACACCCUGGGUGGUUCAGUGUAUAUCAAGAGCCUCUAUGGAACUAGUAGGGCAACACGCACUGUGACAAUGACAAGCUAUGAAGCAUUUGGACGAUGUAAGCUCAGAACAGACACCUGUCAAUACUCACUCGUAUCAAUCACAGAUUUCAUCAGAAUGGAUGUUAACAGUGAGAUUCAGCUUGUCACGAACAGUGCACGGCCAGGAGAGCUGCGCAUUGGCUCGAAGCAAGCAUCUACAAUUGGCAGCCUUAGCAUCGAAAAGGGCUGGAGUGUGCAGUUCACCAAUACUGCAGCGGUCAGUAUUCUUAGAGACACGGUUGUUUCUGGCAAUGCUAGUCUGGUAAUGGGUGAAAGCAUCAAUACUACAUUCUUUGGCUCCUACCAGGGUCAGUACAACUCCCUGCUGCAGGCCAAGAGUGGGAAUGUUCGAUUCUCAGAUAGACUGCGCGGUGAUGGUAACCUUCAACUUGGCAAGGCACAGGUAACCAUGUUGAAAAGGUGGUCAUACAAUAAGGGCGAUGUGACAGGAAACAUUGCUAAUAUAACAGCCAGUGGUGGGCUGAGCAUGACUGGUUCCCAGGACAAGGUUAUGAAGAAUGUAAGGCUGAAUAUACAAGUACCGACAAGCAUUACAUCCACAACAGCAACUUCCAAGGGUGUGCUAGUGGAGUACUUCCAAUUCCGUGUCAAGAACAGUCUCUACCCACAGUACUCGAGCCUCUACUCUUUUCCUUCUACGACUAACCCGUCCUGCACUAGCUGUUUACCGUCGAGCUUUGACCAGGCUAGUGCUGCGUACAAUGAUGUGGAGAUCAGACACUCUGUCAACCACCCACCACAAUACAAGAGCUUUGCACCUCUGGAUUAUCUCUCAAAUCAGAACAGUUACAACAGCAGUUCGCCAAUGACCUUCACCUACAACUUUGCCACGCGAUGGUGGUUCUUCCUGGAUGUUCCCACUUCAACUACGUACACUUUCUCACUGCAAACUGCUUACAGUGUCAAUGCUCGCUUAUGGGUGGAUGGCGUUGUGAAAGGUAACACUGGCUUCUAUAAAAAUUACUACACCUCUACGCAGACUAUGGUAUCUGUGUCACUCCUAAAAGGUAUGCGGGAGAUACGACUGGAUCUGAUGGUGCAAUCGACAUACUGGGACACAAGAGGCAAUGGCUUCACACUACACUGGGAAACGUCGGAUACAGUCAAAGAAGCCAUUCCUGACUCUAGGGUGUUCUUUAAGUACAAUGGCAAAUGGGCACAGCCAUAUUACAACAGUCAGCCAUCGGUGAUACUGACCCCGUUUGACGCAAAGUUUUCUGGCUAUGGCUUGGUGUUGGCACAGGACACAGUUGCUGUCACCAUCGCUAGCAAUAGUGUAUUUGAUGUACAAUCAGAUGCUAUCUGGCAGUGCUUAGAUUCCAGCCUGUGCACAUUCACAAACAAUGGUGUUGUGCGACGAUCCGGCACAACGGGGCCAGCCUAUAUUUACACCACCUUCACUGGUACUGGCACAUCAACCAUUGAUAGGAAUGUCUCCAGUCUGACAAUUGAAAGUGUUGGUAGUGCAUCUGGCCUUGUGUCAUGGACAUCCACCACUGGAGGUCUAUGGUCAACUCCUAGUAACUGGAACAGUGGUCGUGUACCAACUGCUACAGACUCGGUCUACAUCAAUUUACCUGGCAACUACACCAUAGUACUCCUGGGUGGAAUUCACAACAUUAGCUCUCUCGUCUUGGGAUCAGCAUCUAGCUUUCCUACACUGCAGAUCAAUCAUUUCUGCACUCUGAACAUAGCGGGACGCAUGGACAUUCGCACUGAUCGACUUAUCAUUCAAGGAAUAUUGAAAGCAAAGGACCUAACAUGGAGCGGAGAGAGUAUUGAGGGCUCCACAUUGUCGUUUGCAAAUAGUAAACUUGUGGUGACUGGUUCCCUGCUAAUGCAGCAAGGAGUAUACACCAGAAAAUACUUCAAGAACAUAUCUAUUGAGAACUAUGGAAAAAUCUCAGAGGACGCAAGCAUCACCAGUACCAGCUACAUCUACAUGAACGAUGCCAUUCUGACAAACUUCUUCAAUGCCACGCUAGAACUCCAAACGCGGUAUCUCCAAACCACUGGAUCAAAAGUCACGUAUCAUUUGAUCAACUUUGGAACUGUCAUCCUAUAUGCUCCGUCAUCUUCUUCUAAAUACCUGUAUUGGAAAGUGCGUAAUGUUGGUGAUUUCUAUGUCUUCCCUCCACGUGCAAGCUCUUCUUACACUACCUACCUGUACAGUGCAUUUGAGAAUGUUGGCAGACUGUCUUCAUAUAAUGUGCAGCUAAGAGUGCGUAGCAAUGGCAGGAUCCAGGGAGAAAACGGCACCUGGUCUAUUUACGGUGGAGCCUAUCAGGCGACUACCACUGACUUUGAAAUUUCAAAGUGGAGAGAGUAUAUUCGAAAUCCAUACAAUGAAACGACUAUCUACAGUAGCAUUGGAAUGUUGGAAUUCUACAGCGUUGGAAAUGACGCUAUGAAGAUGCACACCCUACGCAUGCGUGGAGCAUAUCUACGUCUGUCCAAUUGCUACAAUGUUAGUAUCAGUAUAGGUGGCGUAUUAGACAUGGACGAAUCAUCCAGAAUUGAUACCAUGCGCUGUGUCAGAGUGCCUUGUGCUCUCUCAGUCAACGGUAAUGCAUCUGCAAACCACACCAUUGGCCUGACUUAUCUUGACUUUGGCUGGAAUGUCUCAAUCAAGGGUGAGAGCGCACUAUUUAGGUCUGGAUUGACAAUGAAAGGAGGAUCGAGACUCGACACCCAGACAUCCACGGCGCUCUUUGAUGGUCCUGUGCGUUUGGAUAGUACAUCCAGUUUAGAACUUGGCAGUUCCUCUACAACGUUCGGCCAGAAAGUUCAAGUAGAGGGCGGAACGAUGAAAAUGAUCGAUUCACCAUCUGUGACAUUCCAAGACUUGCUGUCAUUCGGCAGUGGCAGUAUAAUAGGACCAGGCUUCAUUCAAGCCCAAAAGGAGAUUUCUCUAUCUAGUUCUAUUAGCAAAACUUUGGACUCUGUUGACAUAACACUGGCACCGAGACAAUUCACGAGAACCUCGUUUGGAACCACCGUACCCCUAGUGCCAGGAGUCAUAGCCGAGUAUUUCCAAUACCGUGUGCCGACACCGCUUACUCCACAGCUGUCCAAUAUCUACUACUACUACAAUGAAACCUCAUCGUCUAGUAGUCGACUGCCAGCAUCAUUUGAUGAUCCAAACUCGCAGCCUAAUAUCAGGCGCUUUGAGCAGUCGCUCCAACGGCCAGCACGUUACCUAGGACGUGCACCACUGGUGCUAAGCACGUCUAGUACACAGUUUGAUCUGAAUGCUGCAGGUUCUUUCACAUACAACUAUGCAAUGAGACUGUGGACAUAUGUAUCGGUUAUGCAGCCAGGGCAGUACACUUUCCUCUUUAAACGAGGCUACAGCACUAAAGUACGACUCUGGAUCAACAACAAACUUACAACAUCCGGCUCGGCAUUCGGUUUCUAUCGCAGUAUCUACCAACCUUUGCAAACUGCAGGAACCGUCACAUUGUCAAAGGGUCUCAACCUGUUGCGUCUGGACUGCAUCAUACAGUCAACAUAUUGGCAAUAUCGUGGCAAUGGUCUGGAACUCUACUGGAACUCAACGUUCACAGGUCUACAAAGAAUUCCAGAUUCACUCCUUGUUCCCAUAGGUAACUCACAACCAGCUGCACCGGGUCUCAAGUUGACAACAGCAAGUGCCUGUUCUGCAGGUGUGGACAGUCAGAAGUUCCCAUUCAGCUUCUCACGUCUCCGGGUCACUGGCACUGGACCAGUGCAGUUUAGAGGAACAUCUAGUCUGGAUAUAACCUCUCAAGGUAUACUUGAGCUGCAAACAAGUCGCUCGUGGCAGUACAGCAGCAGCAGUGGCACUGGCAGCAGCAUAUCACAACGCCUCAACUUGACAGUCAAUGGCUUGGUCAGUCGGCCAACAGGGACAGGAGAAUUGAACUUGAAUGCUCAGUUUUCAGCCAAGGCAGGUUCCUGUAUCAAUGUGACUAGUGGAACAUUGCUGCUUGGUGUAAAUGGCUCAUCAACGGCUGCACCGAUUGGUGGCACUGGCAGUGCAAUCACCAUGGCAACCACACCGCUGGCAUCCACUGCACCACCUACAACACCACCUGCAGCAACCACGGUGUUCUGGAGCGGUAGUGGUGGUACAAUAGACUGGGAUGAUCCGAGCAACUGGACACCCAGGAAACCAUCUAACUAUGACACUGUGGUCAUAUCGCAACCAGGGGCACUCACCAUUAACUUACAGGAUAGCGUCACUGUCACCAAUCUCACUCUCGGCACAAGUACUUACAAGUCAAAUACCCUACAGAUUUUGUCCGGCGGCAGCUUGAGAGUACUGGACACGUUCACCAUUUACAGCCGCACACUCUAUGUCUAUGGAUUGUUGGACGCCAACAAACUCCUGUUUUCUGGCACAUCUAUCUAUGGAGCACUAACUAGUGCAACAUCUACCUCUCCAAAGGGCCAGAUAACUGUCCGUGAUUCCAUGUAUGUCAGCUACUCCAAUUCCAAAACCCUCAGUAGGGUGAUUCUAACAAACCAUGGUAAUCUCACAUUUGCUCCAGAGCUGAAUGGCCUGAGAACUACGUGCAUAGAGUGUCAGAUUAUCAAUGAGAGGAAUGCCACAUUUCUAACCAACACAAUGUCAUGGUUCACAUCGGGAGAUGUUGAUGCAAGCCGACCACAUCUGAUCAACCGGGGUAUGUUCAUAAUGGCCUCCACCAGUCCCAGCAGCAUAACCUACCAGUUGAUCAUACAGAACUUCAAUCAAAUGGUGUUUGUCUACCAGACCACAUCUCAAUCAGCUAUCUCAAUAGGCUUCAGCAAUCCCCUAUUGAGAGUCGGUAGGAUACGCUCCUACUUCUGUCACCUAACCUUCACUAUGUCCAGCUCCAUAACCUAUACUAGCGACUACACAAACAGCAGUCUAGAGGUGUACUCAUUCCCUCGCUUCACCACAAGCACACUGCCACGAAGACUAGGCUCCCAGGCAUCAUGGCAAGCCUACAUCACUGAUAUCUUUUCCACUGCUCUACCAAAUCAGUGGAGUCGAAGUCGUCAGAUUCUGGUACAGAUCUCCAGCCUAUCAUCAUACACGGGUAAUUUACCAUCUUGCAAGCUCAAUGGUUAUGUUCAGUUACGACUGGUUAGCUCCAACCAAGUCAGUGUCCGACUGUCUAUAGUGGGAGUUGCCUAUUCGUCCCUUUACCUUGCUACCAAUGUUAAUGUCUAUGCAGCACUGGUCACUUCCACACUGUCGGAAGUGAUCGUGGCUGAUGGAUCGCGUGUGAACAUGUCCACAGACUCUACAAUCAACAAUUCACUGCGCUUGCGUAGCCAGGGCUCUAUGUACCUAUAUGAUACUGCCGCCCCACCUAAACCUGUCAGCAUUUCUAGUGUCACUAUUGGGACAAGCGCAUCUCUCAAUAUGUCACUGAGCUCACUGUCCAUCUACCACCUGGAUCUCUACGGCACCAUGAACUCUACAUGGUCAUCAACAACUAUCACUGUACGCGGUGUGUUGCGAUGGCAAGGCGGUACAAUACUGGGUCAGAACAGCAAUGUCAUGGCACUGGGGCCAUGCAAUAUCACAGGAAAGUCUGUCAAGACUCUGCAGAAUGUCACACUGACCAUUGCAAAUAGGCCAGCAACGCUCAGCCAGACGAUGCCGGUCCUCACUCAGAUCUUCCAAUACCGGGUACCCACACCGAAAUCAACCUUUGUCAGUACAACCAGCCUAUUCUACUUCUUUGGUUAUUCUUAUCCUAGCUCUACUCUGCCUCAGGACUUUGAUAACCUCACUGCAAUUCCAACGAUAAACUUUGCAAGUAAGUCUCUUGGUCAAUCUCCAAAUGACAUCGGAUUGACACCAAUCAUGUACAGCUCUAAUGGAAAUUCAAUUGACACCGUCUCGCCAUGGUCAUUCACGGAAAGGUUUGCAGUACGCAAGCUGUCCUAUUUGAGUAUAAGUACAGCUGGCAACUACCAGUUCUUCAUCGAAUAUCGCUACGGUAGCAUGCGCCUUUCCCUAGACAACAACGUCAUCAUCAACCCACAAAGUCGAUCCUCCAGCAUACUGCGCUACUCGUCAGCCCAGAUGACUCUCACAGCGGGCCUGCAUCUAAUUCGUGUCGACUUCAUUGUGAGUGUGGAUGCAGCAAGCAAUGACAAUGCUUACACAAUCUACUACUCAGGACCUGGAUUUGCUAACCAAUCCAUCCCAGACAGUGCCCUGACUGUCAACCCAACAGGUGCUUUGCUGAAUACCCUUCUCUCCUUGCCCCCCAAUGUAACACAGAUGUCUGACGAAGGUCUCAUGUUCUCACGAAGUGGAGCAACAGUCACCGUAGAGAGUAAUCGCCACUUGGAGUUUGUGUCCGAUUUCCUGUGGCUAAGUCUUGUGUCGGGUACACAACUCCCCAAGUUGGUCAACUAUGGCAACUUGCUGAAAACCGGCGGUGGCAUUGCUUCACUGACACUGCAACUGAACAACAAGGCGUCUGGUUCCAUCACAAACAUUCUAGGUCAGUUUGCAUUCAGCACACCGACUACAGACAGCAGUGCCUACUUUUGGCAAAACCCAAUUGGUGGCACAUGGACGGAUCCAAACAACUGGCUACCUAGUGGAAUACCUGGUCCAAAGAGCUCUGUCUUCAUAACGUUGGAGGGUAAUUAUCAAAUCCUACUUCCCUUUGGCAGCAUGACAUAUCAGGUAGAAAACUUACAGAUUGGAAGUGGUGUGUCUCAACCAGAACUCAAUGUUGGACUGUUUGCUAAACUCAUUGUGACAGACCACCUUGAAGUCCAUUCAAAUCGACUUACAAUUGACGGUGAAAUACAGACUAGCCGUUUCACCUGGUCUGGAACAUACCUCAUUGGUAAAACAGUCACAAAUCAGGGUGGUGUGUUGACUGUCCAGAAGACAUUCCUCUUUGCACAGUCACCAACGGGAACAGCACCGUCCUCUCGGUAUGUACAGGGUUUAACCAUUAGCAACAUGGGUCUGAUGCAGGCAUCUUAUCAACUCGUAAAGUAUUUAUACUGCAGUGCAUGCAUACUGAACAACCAUGGUACACUGAUCCUGCAAUCACAAUAUCUAUACUUGCAAAGUGGUGUAGGAACAAUGAACAACUAUGGCAAUUUUACAAUGGAGAUCGGUGUGGGCACGAGCAGUACCUACAACUAUUGGACUGUCACCAACCAAGGUAAAAUUGUUCUAGCUUCUAACAGUUUUUCUGUAGGAUCCAGGACAUACUAUGCUCAUGGAGAAUGGACCAACAAUGGAACUGUUGAUGUCUAUAUGGUAACAUACUACAUGUAUGGCACCAGCACAAGAUCAGGAGCACCAUACUCUGCUGGCUCAGGAAAGUAUCGUAUUUGGAGCAAGCCAUUACAGAAUAACUCCAUGGCGGCUCCACCUAACUACUACAAUGUAGGUGGGUCGACAGCGUUCUUGGCAGCUGCUUACAGUGGCCACCCAAUCGUGUGGGAUCCGACCGGUACAACCUUUUGGUACAUUCAAAACUUCUUUGGGAGUGGCACAACGUUUGGGGAAAUCGAGACAUACGGCAGAGUGACAGUCCUAGUGAGAAACUCUCCAGGGGUUGCGUUCUAUGUGAGUGGAAGUGUGUCUAUGCCUGCCCUGAGUCUACUGGAUCUGAGCACAGCAUCGCUUGGAGCCAGUUUUACAGUGCUGAGAUCAGCUACGCGGGUGUCGUUUGGCAGUCUACAAAUGCAAGCUGGUUGGGCACUGAACUGCCAGCAAGUAGCAAAUGUUUCUUUCGCUGGACGAACAGUGCUUGGUGCAAACUCGUCGUUGGACAUCACAGGAACCGGAGGAGUUGUUCAGUUUCUGGAUGACCUUUACAUCAACUCCAACACAUCCCUGAUAGUUCAGAAUGCAACCGUCGACACACAGCAGUUAAGAGUGGAUGGGGUGGUGCGGCUCCAUGAUGCACUAUUGAAUGUGCACAGAUCGCUGGUAUGGACUGGUGGUUCUCUUGUGGGCAACAUGGGAAAUGACUCAGUCCGAGUGACUCAGGACUGCAGACUUUCUAGCCAGAACUUGAAGGCACUGGAUGGGCUAACAUUAGUGCUGUCCUAUGCUCCUGUGUUUGGUGACUCAUCAAAUGGAGUAAUCGCCGAGUACUACCAGUAUCGCGUAGCAAACCAGGUAACUAGUUCGCCUCCUUCUUCCCCUCGGUUGUGUGCACCAUGUGUAGCAGCAUCGUCGUGCUCAUCCUACUGCAUUAAUCCCACCUUUGAUGACACAACCAUCAAAGCUAACAUAGUGCGCUUGGAGAAGGACAUCACAAGACCAUCAACAUUUACCUCACUCAGUCCACAAGAUUAUCAAGCUGGAGGCAUCCUGGUCAACUCAUCAUCACCCACCUCGUUCACAUCCAACUAUGCUGUACGCUGGAGCUCAUACUUGAAAAUUGACACGGCGGGUACAUACACGUUUUUCUCCAUCAUCUACAGUGCCUACACUCGACUAUGGGUCAACAGUAACUUCAUUCAGGCUACUAGUUCCACAUCUAGUGUCAACCAGGAGAGAAGUAUAGGAUCGGUCACCUUGUCUGUUGGCUAUGUUCACCUUCGCUUUGAGGCACUCUUCACUUCCACCAGUUCCUACUCCAACCCAAUUCUUCUUCGCUACGAAGGACCAAGUGUACCAAAACAAAAUAUCCCUGCAUCAAAGCUGUUUUACCGCACGUCAGUACCAACUUGGCGCACAUAUGCAUCAACAGCCUACACACCAUUGCAGGUGGCAACCUGUGUCAUGGCAGAGAAUAGCUUGAAUCUAAUCAACAACAAAUCAUUGAUAGACAUUGCAGCCACGGGUGUAUUGGACAUACAACAGGACAUCUUCUGGUACUCCCAGACUUUUGCCACAGCCCCAUCAUCUAUUAUCAACCGUGGAGUGAUCAAGAAGACUGCGGGCAUGGGAGCUGCUGUAUUCACAGCAACACUGUUCAACCGAGGGGGGAGUCUUAGUGGCAACGUACAGUUUGGCGGUACCAGCACCACAUCAGUAGCCUACUGGAACAAUCCCAAUGGUGGCUCAUGGCAUCAUGCUAGUAACUGGUUGCCAGCGCGAGUACCACUUUCAACAGACAAUGUAUUCAUCACGCUGUCAGGAUCUUACAAAGUGGUAAUCAGUGCGUCGACUCCAGUCACAGUCAACUCUCUUGAAGUUGGUGGACCCAAUAGUAAGCCAACCUUGGUUAUUGACCAUUACACAUCAGUCAACAUCUCAAACUUAUGGGUACUAAGAAGUCCAGACAUACUAAUCUAUGGCACCGUGCAAGCAGGUGAUAUCAAGUGGGUGAGCGCAAACAGUCGCAUGACUGGACCAAUGGCAUCGAGUCAGCGUGGCUUUGUAACGUUCAACACCAUGACUGUCCUGGGAGAGAAAUGCCCUCACUUGGAACCAGUCAGUCACAUUUGGUUAUUGUGA
Sycon ciliatum is the source of this 13477-nucleotide messenger RNA. RefSeq lists its product as uncharacterized. The transcript has 9 exons. The record is from RefSeq and is a predicted model, not a curated record. Lineage: Eukaryota; Metazoa; Porifera; Calcarea; Leucosolenida; Sycettidae. Bases 386 to 13477 code for a protein of 4363 amino acids.